AUGAUACAGCUGCCCCUGAGAGUGACACCCUCUCCUGGUGUACGCCUGAAGUAUGCCAUCAACUCCCCACGGCCUGGUGAAGUAUUGCCCAGUCGUGGAAAGAAAGUGGCGUCUAAGCCCAAGGCAGAGAAGAAGGAGAAGGUGAAGAAGUUCAAGGAUGUGCCUGCUCCCACUGCUGAAGAAAUCCUUGUCUUCUAUUCUUUAGAAGAAGAUGUGGAAGAGGAGACGAGAAUGAAGAGAAAGCACUGUCUCCAGCACAUAAUCCGCAAGCACUCUCGUGUGUUAGCCGCUGAGAUUCGGAGAAGAACGAAGGAAGCGGAGAGUGCCAACCUGUAUUUUCCGGCUCCCAAACUGGGAAACUUCAAAAUUGCCCGCAAGGAAGGCGGACCUCACCGUGAGGAAUUCAACAGAAGAGCUCUGCAGAUCAUCAGAGAUAUCAACUAUGUUGACCUCUCAAAGAAGCCCAAGUCCAAGAAGGAUUCAGACACUGAAUACAGCGAUGUAUUCCUGUCUGAACCUGCCGUUGAACUGUGCGGUCCUGCCAGAGCAUCCAGGAUCAGAGGUUCUUCACUGCCUCCUCUUGCGCCUCGCAACAAGCCCAGUGAAGACUCCAAGGGCAAGGCCAAAAUGCCUGGGAAGAGGAACGCCGCUGAAGACGCAGAGAAACAGUUCAAGAAGGAUCUGAAGAAAGCUAGGAAAGCCUCUGUUGUUGGACUCGGAACGCUCCCAGAUUCCCUCACGAGCCAUGUCGAAGGCCUGAUUGUUGCCAAGACUCGGGCUGAAGAAUGGGAGCAGAACCGCAGUUUGCGUGUUGCCAGGCGGUUAGAAGAAGAAGACCAUGCUGAGAAGGAACGUGUUGAGAAGGAGAAGGCAGAAGCUGCCUUGAAGCAGAAGAAAGUUGCUGAAUUGCAGAAGAAGAAGGCUAAGAAGGAAGCCGAAGAGAAGAAAAGGAAGAAGAAGAAAGCUCUGCUCGCUGAGCAGAUGAAACAAGCAGCCGAAAGUCUGAAGGCUGAUAAGGCUAAGAGUGAAGCAAGGAAGAAAGCCACCGAGAAAAUGCCUGAAGUACAGGGCGGAAAUGAAGAAGUUGAUCGGGAGAAGACAGAAUAUGAGAAGAUGAGGGAUGCAGCUCGUGAGACCCGUCGUGAGGUUGGUCUCAAGGCCAGACAUGAUACAGCUGCCCCCUCUGACUCUGAAGAAAGUCAGGAUUUACCUCAGACCGUCCCAUCAAAGAAGAUCACUAUGACUCGUCAGGCGUCUCAGAUCGCUGAAGUGAAGAAGACUGCGAAGGAGUUUGGUCUGAAGAUCAAAGUUCCUGCCGAAAGAAGUUCCUCCACUUCAUCAUCUGCGGCAGUUUCUCUGAAGAAAGCUAUUGACACACUUGUGCCAGAUACAUCAACAGUCAAGCUUACUUCACUUGCUGAGGAACAGGAGCAAGCUGCUUCAUCCCCCACAGUACUGUCUGAGCACACCGCUCAACAGGAAGAAGGAGAUGAGGUGCUGGGGAAGAACCAAAAAGACAUCAUCCGUCUUGAGGAACCCCCCACCAGCAGCUCGUUGCCUCGCACUGAAUCAGUGGAUGCCUCUGCUGAAGAAGGAAGAACCUGUGACUUCGAAGCUGAACCCACUCGUGAUUUGCAUGCCAACGACGCAGAAACUGAUGCAGAUGCCCCAGUGCCUAUGCCGGAAGUUCGUGUGAAGAAAGUUGUUAAGAAGAAGAAGUUUGUUGCCCCGUCCGACCCAGAUUCCUCAAGUGAUGAGGAGAAAGAAGAGAAGGAAGAAGAGAGAGACCCCACGCAAGCCUCUGAUGAUCUAAUGGAGAUUGAUCGUCUGCCAGAAGAUUUGCUCAAGCCUGCGCCGAAGAAAAGACGAUCCAGACUUGCUAAGGAUCGUGAAGACAGAAGACUCUCACGGAUGCUAGUGAGAUCUCAAACUAUGUCUGAAGACAACCGCGAGCUGUUGUCUCCCAAGCCUAAGAUGCCAAUAUCCUCUGACUGA
Molecule: messenger RNA, 1995 nt
Organism: Brachypodium distachyon (stiff brome)
Lineage: Eukaryota; Viridiplantae; Streptophyta; Magnoliopsida; Poales; Poaceae
Exons: 3
Coding region: 1-1995 (664 amino acids)
Source: RefSeq, a predicted model, not a curated record